This is a messenger RNA of Heterostelium album PN500, 627 nucleotides long. RefSeq lists its product as uncharacterized. The record is from RefSeq and is a predicted model, not a curated record. The coding region runs from base 1 to 627 and encodes 208 amino acids. NCBI's taxonomy places the organism in Eukaryota, Evosea, Eumycetozoa, Acytosteliales, Acytosteliaceae. The transcript has a single exon.
AUGUGGAUAAGCAACUUUUGUAUUAGACCAUCACGUGGUUUGUUUCUGUUUUGGAAACCAAUCAAACAAAAUAGAUACUUUGUUUUAGAGAAAAACUCGGAGAACUACAUCGCAAAGAACAAUCCCACCGUACCACUGUUGACAUACUAUGAAGCUCAAAAGACAGAGAUUAAACAUCCUUUUGAACAACAACAACAGAAACAACAAAAAGAUAAACAACAACCUACACAGCAACAACAACAACAAACUACACCACAACAAUCAAUAUAUUUAUUAACAAAGAUGGAAGAAGAACAGAAAACAGAGAUGACAAGUGGAUUCUUUGGUAAUAUGUUCUCAAAGUUCUGUCAAUUCAGUUGGACUAUGGUGCUGGCCAAAGUCGUUCCAACAAGCUGGACACUCGACCCAAACGAAUCAUUUAGAAUCAACACUGUCAUACAGCCAUUCAACUCCUAUCAAAUAGCAACAUCAAACAGUCCACAAGAGAUACUUGAUCAUUGGAAUCAACUGGAGAAUGAACUGUAUCCAAAACUAAAGAAACUAAACAACACCAACGAAAAGAUUGAUUUACUUCAAACAUUCUUAACAAAGAAACAAGAAAGAGAAGAAAGAGAUAAGAAAAAAUAA